AUGGAGAUCCUCAACUGUCUCAAUUUGAAGAUCUACUACGAUGUCUACGUAAGAGAUCCCGCCAACCCUUGGCCUCACCGCUACAUUCUACAGGACAUCGUACAGGCAUUCAUGACCAUGGGCUUGUUUUUCCCAAACGUAGAGGUAACGUCCAUUGUACAAGAACAUCCUGGAUCCAGGGAGGGACAGGCUUUCAGGAACAGCAAGAUCCUCGAUCCGGAAGCUCGUCGUCAAGUGAGACCAGACGCGCGUACAAGAACCAGUUGUGCUUAUCGGCCAAGGAAGUUCUGGGAUGGGUGGGAAAAUAAAGUCUAUACAGGAGAUGACCUGUACAUUGACAAAUUCCCAUUUGAUUGGAACAUGGCCAUCCGGCCCAUCAUCGCAAAGUUUUACCGAGCUGGCAUGAUUGGACCCGCGUGCGUCGAGCCUCGCCCCGAUGUGGUCCCUGGAUUCGCGACAGCAAACACGGAGCAGCACCGGCCAGAUAAGCUCGAUCUCUUCAUCAUGUACAGCAGCACGGACGAGUUUGUCCAAGGCAUGCCCCCAUCGUUCAUCGACUACCGAGACUGGCCAGAGCUGCUGCCGGCCGCAAGAAGGUUUGCAGCGAUCUACAAGACGAAGACACCACGGUUUGCCCUACUUCGCCUCUGGUCAGCUCCCCAUUUCUACCCUCUCAUGAUGCUGCUGCCCAUGCGGCAAGCCGUUUCAUUUUUAGAUCCCGUGAGGCGAGCUUGGGAGUGUAGUGUUUAUUCCAAAGGACGUGCCCAUGAGCGAAUGGAGUGUACACAACACAACGAUGUUGCGGCUCGGGUUCCUUCGUGAGCAAAUGAUGGGUCUCGGACCCGGUUUCCAAGACGCCGGUGGACAAAUCCAGAGGCCGUUUAUGGGCCGAAACGAAGUACAGCGCUAAAGACAAAUUCAGUUAUGGCUAUUCUGAACUGGAUGACAAGACCUUGCGCCGGGGCGAUCUGAUUUUGGUCAUGGGAGGCGAUGAGAAGGACUUGCUCAAAUGGUGCACUGCUGUGACUUUGCCAUGCAGACCAAACCGUGGCUGCGCGAAGCUGACCUGUGGAAGAGCUUCAUCAACGUGGACUUGGCGUUCUUGGAGAGCCUAGACUCACACUGGCUGGAAUGAUUAUGCUCGAAGCUUGAUGUAUGUUUGGGUAUCAACUUGUGUGUUCCGUGCUUGGGAUAGCCCUCAAGCCUUUUGAAAUAUCAACAGCAGGCUCUUCUUCGUACUGUUUGAAAAACGCACGUAUGUAUGUCGUAAGUCCUCAUGAAUACGAAGCAUGAGUCACUCUGCAACAAC
This is a messenger RNA of Podospora pseudocomata, 1309 nucleotides long. RefSeq lists its product as uncharacterized. The record is from RefSeq and is a predicted model, not a curated record. Lineage: Eukaryota; Fungi; Ascomycota; Sordariomycetes; Sordariales; Podosporaceae. The transcript is spliced from 2 exons. Bases 1 to 822 code for a protein of 273 amino acids.